Messenger RNA from Doryrhamphus excisus (bluestripe pipefish), 3287 nucleotides. Its product is annotated as secretory carrier-associated membrane protein 2. Gene Ontology annotation, biological process: protein transport. Lineage: Eukaryota; Metazoa; Chordata; Actinopteri; Syngnathiformes; Syngnathidae. Gene Ontology annotation, cellular component: recycling endosome membrane; trans-Golgi network membrane. The record is from RefSeq and is a predicted model, not a curated record.
UAUGACGUGUCUACCUGUGGAGUGACGCAUGCGCAGAAACCCACAGCGCUAUCAGGAGCAGCUGCCGCCAGGGUGAAAGAAGGCGUCUGUCCUGUUUAUCAACAGAACAGCAUUCACGACGAUGUCGGGUUUAGACAGCAACCCUUUUGCUGAUCCAGUGGAUGUAAAUCCGUUCCAGGAUGCUUCUGUCACUCAGGCCACCCGAGGAGCCAUAGAUGGCAUUAGAGAAUACAACCCUUUCGCCACAACUGAACUGACGGAUCGCACAGAUACAACCAUCCCCAUCUCAGCUGUUUCAUCUCAACCUGCCGUACUGCAAACCUCUGUCGAGCAGAGUUCACAGGUGUCUGCUACUGCCGCUGCUGGUCAAGCUAACCUGAUCAAGCAGCAACAGGAGCUGGAGAGGAAAGCAGCGGAGUUGGAGAGGAAGGAACAGGAGCUUCAGGACAGGGCAACCCACAACACUGGCGUCAAAGAGAACAACUGGCCUCCCUUGCCCAAGUUCUUUCCUGUGAAGCCAUGCUUCUACCAGGACUUUGAGCAGGAAAUCCCAGAGGAAUAUCGCAGAAUCUGCAAGAGAAUGUAUUACUUGUGGAUGUUCCAUAGUGCGACACUGUUUCUCAACAUUCUGGCCUGCCUGGCCUACUUCACUGCCGACACUCAGUAUGGUGUCGACUUUGGUCUGUCCAUCCUUUGGUUCAUACUCUUCACCCCUGUGUCCUUCGUCUGUUGGUACAGACCCGUCUACAAGGCCUUCAGGUCUGACAGCUCCUUCAGCUUCUUUUUCUUUUUCUUUGUUUUCUUCUUCCAAGCGGCUGUGUACAUCAUCCAGAGUGUGGGGAUCCCCAAGUGGGGCAACAGUGGUUGGAUUGCAUCCAUCAGUAUGAUCAGGAUAAACUUGGCUGUGGCCGUGGUCAUGAUGGUUGUGGCAGGCUUUUUCACUGUAAACGCCAUCCUCGCUGUCAUCCUGCUGAAAAUGGUCCACUCCAAAUACAGACGUACAGGAGCCAGUUUCACCAAGGCCCAACAGGAGUUCUCAAAUGGUGUCCUGACCAACAGAACCUUUCAAUCUGCCGCCACGUCAGCUGCUCAGGGGGUCUUUGGCAGGAACUAAAACAUCAGCUCUUGCCUUGUGUCCAUGCUACCUUUAGAGUAGUCUUAUAUGUGGUGCACAAAUUGUAAUAAUUAGGUUGUAAAAAGAAAAAAAAAAAACAUAACUUGACCACAAGCAUGUAGCCACAUGGUUGUGGUUUGUGUUCAACACACGAGCAAGUGAGGUAUCCAGGAAAAUGGGGUGUAUAUAAUAAUUAUAAUGUAGAAGUGAACCUCCAGGUCUUGCACAUGUUUUUAAAUGCACUCUACGGCACCCUCAUCAGUAUACAGCGCAACAUAGUAAACAAGGCUGCUUUCAGAGGUGGUGUGGGGAAUUACUAACAUAGCUCAAUUGGUCAAGGAGGCAUUGUGAAUUUCAUUACAUUGCCAUACGAGAGGUCCUUUGAUAAUAGAGGUCAACAUUAUGAACUACUUGCUGGAGCUGGGUCAAAUAGGUUUAUUUAAAUGAUGUCAAUAGUAAAAUAGGUAACUUUAUGUGAGUAAUACUGCAGGAGGUGGUUCUGGACAUGAUUGGGAAGCAGCUCAACAUUUAGUGGUCAAGGAACGAGAAAACAGUUCAUGGGGCUAUUGUCAUUUUGUUUCAUAGCUCAGCAAUUAUCUUGAGGUGAAGGAUUUGCCUCACUUGUUCUGCUCUUUUGUGUUGUGAUGGGUAAUGGAGGGGGAAACAUGAAGGACUUUGCAUACUGGGUCAAAUGAAGGGAGACAAAUACUGUAGCUGUUGACAAGCUAAAGUGAAGUUGUGGCUUUUGUGGGCAAUGCAUUUUAUGAAUGUAUUUUCAAUUGUGAAGAAUUGACGAAUUGUUUGGAGCCCUAAACGACAUGGGGUACUUUUAUUUAUUAACUGUUACUGAGAGAAUUUAGACCAUCAAGCAGCAAAGUAGAUUAAUGAGCAAAAGAACACAUUUAUCUGUCUGUUUUCAAUCCAGGGGUAAUUGUAUUACAUGACAGAAUAGAGGAGAAUAAAUACAGUCUUUAUUUUAUUGCUUGUGAAAAUACACCUGUGGUCAAAGAUUUUUGAACAUCUAGCUUUUAAAUGUUAAUUUGGCCCUAAUCCUAAUAGUGACAACUGCUUACUAAUUGCUGGAAUUUCUCAAUGUUCUAAAGUAUUUAAAGACUUUACCAAAUGGGCCACUGAUGAUAAUGACGAUGAUAAUUUGAUUCCCAUGUUGUGGUUCUCAUGUUAACUCAAAACUAAACGCCACCAUGGGACUUCUACCCCCACCUCUAUAUCAAUAAACUGCAAAUGCAAACUGUAGAUGUGUUCCGAAUACUGCUUGAUCUCUGUGUGUCUGUGUCUUGAGCGAAUGUAAACUAUCAAUUUCUGUGUGGCGAUUUUGGCACAAGGUUUGUGUUAGAUGAAAAUGUUUGAUUUUUCGCUGUGUAUUCCUCAAUUCUAAAUGCAUAUUAAACUUGUGUAUUGCUCAUCCAUUUUAAAAAUAUACUUUUAGGGUUACUGAUAGACAGCCGAUUCAAUAAAUUCUUGAUGAAAAUUGAAAGCGUGAGUUUGUAAAAGUCUAAAUACUAGGUGUAACCCAGUGGAAAAUAAGUGGUCCCUGGUGCAGUUCCACGUGACAGCGCUAGGGGUCAGUGUGCUGUUUGAGGGGUUGUUAGGCGGUUAGAUGAACGGGGAAGUGAGGGUUGGACGAGAGCCGAGUAGAAGCUAGUAAAUAUUCUAAAUAUCAUGCAUCCUUCAACAAAAUAGUUUGUAGCGGAAUAGUAAGUCUGUCCUUACAGUGUGUGGGUCUUUUUAUGUUUAGGUGGUCUUUUGGGUGCUGGUAGCACAAAACAGCAAGGAGAGCUGUUCUUUGACAAGUUGGCAGUUUGCCACAGAGUCUGCUGUCCAACGUUCAUUUCAUCAGUUAGUAAUGUAUGUAGAUUUGAAUUCUCUUUCAAGAAAUUUGACAUUUUUAUGAUUUCUAACCAUACAUUUGUAUAUCGUGUUGAGUAUAUAUCUCAAUGUGCCAACUCUUGUGUAACAAGGUAUUAAGAGGAUGCUCUUUAGUAUGUGACAGGGUAUAGAACCACUGCAGUUAUUUUAGAGAUUUCUUCCUUGACAUUGAUACCUUUUCUAAAAAUAGUCGUCAACCACCUAAUCCUAAAUUCCAGAAUAAAGAACUCCAUAAUAAUUUUGUGUCCUGUGCUUAAUAAAGCUUUGCCAGGCAACAUAGGCCUAC